This is a messenger RNA of Ictalurus punctatus (channel catfish), 696 nucleotides long. RefSeq lists its product as uncharacterized. The record is from RefSeq and is a predicted model, not a curated record. The transcript has 3 exons. Bases 59 to 634 code for a protein of 191 amino acids. NCBI's taxonomy places the organism in Eukaryota, Metazoa, Chordata, Actinopteri, Siluriformes, Ictaluridae.
GACCCAAUGCGUAGUGGAAACUCAUUCAGAUUAGUGUACUAGUUGAAGCAGAGCAGCCAUGAUGCUAACCUGUUCCACUGCUUUCUUGUUACUCUUCAUUGUUCCCUCUACAUUUCCAUCUACACCUGCAAGCAUCGAGGCUGAUAUAGUGCAAGUGAAAUAUCCAAGACACCCAGUAAGGAGAACAGAGGGACAGUCAUUGACUCUCAGCUGCAGAGCAGAGUAUAAGGAAGAAUCUUGUGGAAGCAUCUCAGUCAAGUGGUGUCUUUGGAUUCAACAAAAUACCUGUAAGCCACUUACUGACCCAGACAGAUACUUAUUCAGUAUCAAUGAGACUAUAAUCAGCGGCAAAACCGUGUUCAGGCACCGAGAUGCUUUUGUUACAUUUAUACAGCUGAGUCUCAGAGACACCGGCUUGUAUCAGUGUAAUGCUGAAUGUCAGUCCACUAGAUCCACAGCUAUGGGACAUCUCAUCAACGUCACUGUAACAGGACAGGAUUCGACAAUGAAAACAAUCUUCAAAGGCGAGAUUAAUAACGGUCUGAACUCUCUUAACCAGAAUGAGCGAUGCAGCGUGGAUCUGUUUCUUCUGGCAAUCAACAUCUUCAUCCUUUUAUGGAUCUAUACACUGUGAUCACUUCAUCGUCUUGGUACAGGAAAUGCAGUAAAUAAUAAAACUUUAUUAUUAUAAUCAUA